AUGAAGCGUGUGCAACACGAGAAUGUUGUCUCAAUGGACGACGCGUUUCUGCAGAAGCGCAAGAUCACGAUGGCCAUUGAGUAUUGUGCCGGGGGGUCUGUGCUGGAUAUAAGAGAAGUCGACUCAUCACUGAUGUUUAACCGUGCCACUACGACGGACUACGCAUCUCCCCGGGCAUUCUAUAUCCACGCACUGACCAUUCCCCACACUAGUUCGGUGCUACGCUAA
This is a messenger RNA of Sphaeroforma arctica JP610, 228 nucleotides long. RefSeq lists its product as hypothetical. The transcript has 3 exons. The record is from RefSeq and is a predicted model, not a curated record. Lineage: Eukaryota; Ichthyosporea; Ichthyophonida. The coding region runs from base 1 to 228 and encodes 75 amino acids.